This is a messenger RNA of Drosophila busckii, 1740 nucleotides long. RefSeq lists its product as uncharacterized. NCBI's taxonomy places the organism in Eukaryota, Metazoa, Arthropoda, Insecta, Diptera, Drosophilidae. Bases 100 to 1740 code for a protein of 546 amino acids. The transcript is spliced from 6 exons. The record is from RefSeq and is a predicted model, not a curated record.
GCUGUUGCUGUUGCUGCUGCAGAUGAAGCCCCAGCAGCAGAUUGGAACUUGGCGACAGCUGAAGGCAGUUGCUAGUCGCUGAGUGAAGUUCCGUUAAUAAUGUUGUCAAAACGCGAUGCGUUGAUAAGUGCACUCGUUUUGACGCUCUAUUAUGUGGGCGUGCUGCAUGCUGAGGAUCGUCGAGAUUUUGUGACAAUGGGCGUUAAGAGAAGAGGGCGUGGCGGCGCCGACGUGGCACCACAACGUGCCGGCGGGCUUAAACUCGAUGGCGUUGGCUAUCACUACACAUUGCGCCAUCAGCCGGGAUUUUUGCUGCAAAAGUAUGCACAGCCGCCGGAGGAGGGCAUGAUGACCAUGAUGCCACCGCCAGAAGUAACUGAAAUGCCGGAACCAGAACCACCUGAGCCAACUAUACCUACGCGUCCGCCUGUAGAUCCGCCACCAGAUUCGCCUGAUCCGCCACCGGAUCCACCUACCACAGAAAUGAUGCCAACGCCAAUGAUGCCCAGCCCAACACCGCAACCCACAAUGCGUCCAACAGCGCCGCCGCCGCCGCCGCUGCCACCGAGACCUUCCAGCACACGCACUUCCAUUAUGCAGCCACAAACAUUUCCCGCUAGGCUGGCACACAAGCUGAAGCAGCUGAUCUUUGGCUCGCCCGUCGAGGCGAAUCUUAUACUGAAGCAACCGAAUGCAGCCAAGCCAAAGGGCAAAGGCUUUCUCAGCCUGUUCGAGGUGAUCAAGUUUCCCAAUACCAAAUGCAGCGUCUCCAUGGGCGACAUACGCACCAUGGAGGGGGUUUGCUACCAUGAAUUCGAAUGCAAGAGCCUGGGUGGCAUACCCACCGAAAGCUGUGCCGAGGGUGUUGGUGCCUGUUGUAUCUUUGUUAACGGCUGCGGCGAUGUAACCAGCCAACAAACCGUUUACUUUGAGAGUCCCAAUUAUCCGCAGCCAGUUAGAGAAAUGAUGAUCUGUGUGUUGAUCAUAAAUGUAAAGAAAGGUGUGCAGCAGCUGCGUUUGGAUUUCCAAAUGUUUGAACUAAGUCGGCCCACCAAUGGUGAUUGCCUUGAUGAUCAGUUUAUUAUAUCCGGACAUAAUGCUAAUUUUCGUAUACCCAUAAUCUGUGGCAUUAAUACCGGACAGCACAUUUAUGUGCAUGUUGGAGACUCCAAUGAGCCCAAAGUUUAUCUGUCCGUAUUUGUCAAGGUCUCAAGCGGAGCACGUUCUUUCAAUAUCAAAGUUAGUCAGCUGGAAGAUAAUCUGGCGCCUGAUAAUUGCCUGCAAUACUUUAAUGCUGGUGAGGGCAUUAUAAAGUCGUUCAACUAUGAUGUCGAUGGCAGCAUUGUGGACAAUCGGGAAGCUACUUAUCUUAACAAUUUAAAUUAUGCUAUAUGCUUGGCACGUUCGAAAAAUGUCUGCAGUAUGAUUUACAAUACAGAGUAUCAGGGUGGCGAUCAGCCGGACUUUCAGCUCAUCAACAAGGAUGAGGGCGAAAAUGAUUUGGUGCCCGAUGAACAAGCAGGCGCUGGCAUUUUCAACUGUCCGGAUGAUUUCUUGGCCAUCAAUUCGGUGCGGCUGUGUGGGGAGCGCUUCAACGAUGGCAUCGAGAACGAAGAUUUCACCAUGCAUGCCACAGUUAGGGACAUAGCCGCUGGGCCCUUUGUGCUGCCCUUUCGCAGCGAUGCGGAGUAUGUGGGUCGCGGCUUUCGUUUGCUGUUCAGGCAGGAGUUGUGUGUCUGA